This is a messenger RNA of Bradysia coprophila, 4088 nucleotides long. It is a transcript of the gene PNUTS, whose product is annotated as Phosphatase 1 nuclear targeting subunit. The record is from RefSeq and is a predicted model, not a curated record. Gene Ontology annotation, cellular component: PTW/PP1 phosphatase complex; chromatin. Gene Ontology annotation, molecular function: protein phosphatase 1 binding; metal ion binding. NCBI's taxonomy places the organism in Eukaryota, Metazoa, Arthropoda, Insecta, Diptera, Sciaridae.
CCAAAAUUUUCAUUUCACUCUGCGACAUUGAACAAAUCACAAGUAAAACCGCGUCAUAGAAUUAUAUAAAAAGAAAGAAAAAAAUGGUAUUGGAGCAAUUAAUAAAAAAUCAUCCCACUGCCGCGUAAUUUGAUGGACUGGAGGAAGAGGCAAAUAAUUAUAAUCACUUUUUUAUACCAAUUGUGUACUUUAUUAAAAGAAAAAUUCAGAUAUUUUGUAGUAUAAAAUGGACGAAGAAGCCUCCAUUUUUAGGGCGUGAUCUGCAAUUUUUUUCCAUUCGCAAAAGAGAAAGAAAAUUUAGUAAAACGACGUGUCCAGAUUUCUACGUAUUAUAAUCUAAGUAAAAUAAUAACCAAACAUCUGACAAAAUUACGUCCGAAACGUUUAUAGCUGCCAGAAAAGAUAAAGAAUUUGUUAGAAAGGACAAAGACGAUUUGCCAACAAAAAGACAGAACAAAAAGAAUUCAUCAUCGAAGUUUUCUUAUCUAAUGUCGUAAUGUGGUGUAAUAUCCAUUGAGUUCGCGAGUUUUUCAUUCAGUCAUUUUAUAUAUUCGAAUAAACAAAAGACUUAAAGCAAAACGAUGCAUAGUAAGUGAAGUGAAAUUGUGACAGAUAUUUUUCAGAAAUUUUAAAGGAAGCCCAUCGCGCAGCUGAAAGCAAAAAAAUUGUACAAAAAUGCCUCGUAUCGAUCCACAACAAUUGUUGAAUUGCCUAAGCGUUCUGCUGGCAACAAAUGGCGGCAUCAAAAGCUCCAAAGAAGUAAAUCGACUCGUCCAGUUGAUGGGAAAAUUUUCCAAAAAACUCGUUUCCAAAUGCAUUUACGUUCAAAUAUUGAAGUCCACCGAAACGGAAUUGUUGGGCCAAUUCAUGGCGGAUGGUGGCUGGGCAUUGUCUCACAUAUGGUUGCAGGACGGAAUUCUGACCAGAAACUGGCCAUUGGUGCAAGAACUGUUGGAACUGAUGCUACUGUGUCCGGUUGAUGUUCAGCGUCUGAAGUCGAACUCGGCACCGAAAUUGGUCAAAGGUCUAUCGAAGGAGGGCGGCAACGAAGGUGUGCGAAUACUGGCGUCGAAGCUGGUUGAGCAGUGGUUGAAAAUUGUCAAAGGCGAAUCAUCACUCACACCGGUUACAGUUCAACAACAGGAUGUCGUCGUGGCUGUUCUGAAGCCUGAAGUUCCGGAAGUGAAGGAAGAAUCUACGGAAAGCGGCGACGAUGAGGAGCUCGACGAAGCGGAUGAGUCCGAAGAUAUGGUUGAUCCGUUGGAAAUUCCAAGCAAUCAUGUGCCACAAGAUGACGUUGAUUCGAAAGAGCGACUAUCCAAGGCUAAAAGUGAUGGUCUGGUGUACAAAAUAACUGUUAAAGAUGGCAAACAAGUGUUUGCUAAGCUGGAGGCUUCUCCAAAAAAGGAGGCGGAUAGCGAAAAGGCAAAAGUAAAGAGCGAACUCAAUACUAAGACGAAGAACGAAGACACAGUCAAGGGAAAAUCAGAACCGAUUGCCAAAUUGAAAAUUGCAACGGUUGAUGGUAAGAAACAAAUCAAAGACAAAGUUAAACAAGAGAGCGUCGAACCAAAAGAACUAGACAAAGUCGAAGCGAGUAAAAAAGUGGAAAAGGCAAAGGGUGAUACAGUCAAAGAGAAAUCCAAAUCUGAUGAUAAGGAACGGCGAAAUAGCAAAGAAACUGCGAAAGAAUCGGGUGAUGUCAAGGAGUCAAAAGAAGCGAAAGAGAAAAGAAAAGAUUCGUCAUCGAAAUCGUCAUCAUCAUCUUCGAAGCACAGUAGCAGUAGUAGCGGCCGAAGCUCAAGUCAUAAAUCUAGCCGUAGUGAUAGUAAACAUAAGACAAGUAGUAGCAGCAGCAGUAGCAGCAGUCGUGAUAAAAGCAGAGACAGUGAACGAGAUAAAGAAAGGGACAAAGACCGAGAUCGAAGCUCGAAAUCAUCGUCCAGUAAAAGCUCAAGCAAAAGCAGCAGCUCGUCGUCUAGUAAAUCCAGUCAGUCUAAAGAAAAACGCGACUCAAUCGACGAAAAAGUUUCACAAUCGAUGAAAGACAAAGAUACGUUGACCAAAGUCAUCCCGCCAUCAAUAACCAAACUCGGAAAAAUCCCGAAAAAAAUUGUCACUUCCGACGGCGAAAGUGCCGCAACCACCGAAACUGGACCAUCCAAAAAGUCAUCGAUAUCAAUCGAGGUCAAAAAAGACACCGAAAAUCGCCCGAAAACCGUCAAAACAUUCAACUCCAAAUUCCGCAGUCACGGACUGGCCGAAGAAGCACCGCCACCGCCGAGCAGACGGGGCUUACAGCGUCCAUCAUCUCAGCCAACCGCUGGUGCAUCAAUACCGGGUACAACGGUAACGAAACGACCAUCACCGCCGCCCGAAAAGAAGGAUGCAGUGGUACCGGAAAAGAAACUGAAAAUCGACACAUCGUUGGCAGUGGAGAAACCGGGCAUCAAACUGAUACCGGCCAAGCCGAAAACCCCAGUGCUCGUUGAGUCGGAUAUGUUCAUGGACGCAAUAUUUGCGUCUCAAACGACCAAAAAGGACGGUGCACGGAAGCGAAAACGAUUGACGAGUCAGUCAACAUCCGAAACAACUAAGCCGGAAAAGGUGCAAUCACCCGACGCCAAAUCGGUGGCUCCGAAAUUUUACCAAGACACGUUGGACAAUGAAACCAAGGACGAUGACAAAGCGGAUGAGUCGAAGAAACAAGACGUAACGGAUGUGGAGGCCACCAAAACCCCCACGGAAACGGAGGAUGGUGCCGAUGUGGAAAUGCAAGAAGUUGAUGAUCCGGUUGAAACGAAAGAGAUAGAGAGUGAAGUUGUUGAAAAUAAAAAGCCUCCGGGACCGGGUUGUGGUCCGAACGGUCCGCCAGGCGUUUUGACAAUUUUGAAACGGAAGGGUCCGAAAAAGCAAUUGAGGUGGAGACCACAAGAAUCUCUCGAAGAAAUCCAUUACUUUGAAUUAGAUGAAACUGAACGGACGAACGUUAGUCGAAAUUCCGUUGACUCGCAUCAAUCGAACGAGCGUGAAGGUGACGCCUUUUUAAUUGCUCGGAAAAUGAAUGUCGAUGACCAAAUGACUGAACAAAUUCCAUGGAAACAACCACUGCUUAUAGUAGACGAUGUUCCACCACAUCCACAAGGAAAGGACAGCAAAGAAAAGAAAAUUCAAUACGAUCGUGAAUUGACCUGCCUGCGUGCUAUUUAUUUCAAUCGUUCCAUGAUUCCGGAAAGCCCGGCAGAGCCGGAUAUGGAACACUAUCAAAUAACAGACGCUGCAGUUAUUCCACUGGACGAUCCCAAUGGCACUCCGGAAGGAAUUAAGAAUUUUGUUGGAUAUUCUUGGCCAGAACCACGCGGAUCACCCAGACACCAAUCGAUCGGCUUCGAGGAUCCGGUACCGUUCAACAAUUUCCCGCCUAAUUUCGGUUUCAACAAUGGGCCCGGAUGGAACAAUCAACCGAAUCUUUUACCACCAGCGUUCAACGGUCCACCCAAUCUGUUAAAUAUGAAUACCAUACCACCGGAGCCAGUGAACAACAUGAAUAUGAACAUGAAUCCGAUGAAUCCAAUGAACCUACCAUUCCCGCAAAACCAGAACUUCGGUCCGCCGAACGGAAUGCGAAAUAAUAAUUUCAACGGAAAUAACUUCGGUAACGAUCGCAUGAAUCCAGGACCGCCGCAAAACAAUCAAAAUUGGUUUCGGCCGAAUGGUCCGCAGAAUAAUUGGCGACCACCGAUGGGUAACAACAACAACAAUAAUAAUAAUAACAAUAACGGAAAUCGACCGCGACACGACUGGAAUCCACGAAAUAUUUGCCGUGCGUUCGCGAAAGGCUUCUGUCGACAUGGUGAUAAGUGUCAGUGGUUACAUCCGGGCAUCAAUUGCCCUCCAUUCAAUUGAACGGUGAACAAUGAACAGUAAACAAUGCCAUAAAUUAGUUGGACACUUUUCUCGUGAAUUUGUUACACUUCAAAAUGCAAAUAUGGCAAUGAAAACAAUAAAAAACAAAUUUUCUGUGAUUUCUCAGCUUGGAUGAAGUGAGAGUUUAGUGGAUAGAGACUGCUGAUAUUAUUGAUUAAAAA